Molecule: messenger RNA, 1514 nt
Organism: Salvia splendens (bonfire salvia)
Lineage: Eukaryota; Viridiplantae; Streptophyta; Magnoliopsida; Lamiales; Lamiaceae
Product: aspartic proteinase PCS1
Exons: 1
Coding region: 61-1341 (426 amino acids)
Biological process (GO): proteolysis
Cellular component (GO): extracellular region
Molecular function (GO): aspartic-type endopeptidase activity
Source: RefSeq, a predicted model, not a curated record
AUUCCUUCGUCUCCAUUUAAAUUCGCACCCACCAUCACUCCCACUCCCACUCCCAACAAAAUGGCUUCCUCCUCACACAGUCACACCCUCCUCCUCCUCCUCCUGCUUUCCCUCUUCCACCUCUCUCUCCAAAAAAAGCCCCUCUCCCUCUCCUUCCCCCUCACCUCCUCCCCCAUCUCCAAAUCCCUUCAAUCAUCCGCCCAAUUGCAAACCUCCUCAGAAUCGCCGCCGUUCCCCUACACCUACAAAUCCACUUUCCGUUACUCCAUGGCCCUGAUCAUCUCCCUCCCAAUCGGCACCCCGGCGCAGUCCCAGCAGAUGGUGGUCGACACCGGCAGCCAGCUCUCCUGGAUCCAAUGCCGCCGCCGCAAAGCUCCUCCCUCUUUUGAUCCUUCUCUUUCUUCCUCCUUCUCCCUCCUCCCCUGCACCCACCCAAUCUGCAAGCCGAGAAUCCCGGACUUCACCCUCCCGACCACGUGCGACCAGAACCGCCUCUGCCACUACUCCUACUUCUACGCCGACGGCACCCUCGCCGAGGGCAAUCUCGUCCGCGAAAAAAUCGCCCUUUCCCCCUCCCGCUCCACCCCUCCCCUCAUCCUCGGCUGCGCCGCCGCCUCCGCCCCCGACGCUGAGGGUAUCCUCGGCAUCAACCGGGGCCGCCUCUCCUUCGUCUCCCAAGCCAAAAUCCCCUCCUUCUCCUACUGCAUCCCUCGAUCCUCCCGCAACAUUUCAAACCCCACCGGAAUGUUCUACCUCGGUCACAACCCCAAUUCUAGAACCUUCCGCUACAUCAAUCUGUUGACUUUCCCUGAGGGUCAACGCAUGCCGAAUCUCGACCCGCUCGCCUACACCGUCCCGAUGUCCGGGAUCCGCUUCGGGAGGCGGAGGCUCAACGUCUCCGCCUCCGCCUUCCGCCCCGACUCGGGCGGGUCGGGGCAGACGAUGAUCGACUCGGGCACGCAGUACACUUUCCUAGUGGAAGCGGCCUACCAGGUGGUCAAACAACACGUGGCGGCAGCGGUGGGGCCCAGGCUGAAGAGGGACUACGUGUACCAAGGAGCGCUGGACAUGUGCUUCGACGGGAACGCGAUCGAGAUCGGACGGCUGAUUGGCGAGAUGGCGUUUCAGUUUGACGGAGCAGUGGAGAUCAGCAUCGGAAGGGAUCGGAUCCUGGAUCACGUCGGGGGUGGGGUCCACUGCGUUGCGAUAGGGCGGUCGGAGGCGCUGGGGGUUGCGAGUAAUAUUAUUGGCAACUUUCAUCAGCGGAAUUUGUGGGUCGAAUUUGAUUUGGUCCGUCGACGGGUCGGGUUUGGAGUUGCGGAGUGUAGUAAAGCUGUAUAAUUUUUUUAUUUUUUAUUUUUGUAGUAGGGUAGUACUAUAGUUUUUUAUUUUAGCAAAUAGUUCUGGGAGAGCCUAGCUGUUCUAAAUUAUUUUAUUUCAUUUACGUAUUAUAAGGGGGCAUGUUACUUUUUUAUGUGGCUAGUUUAGACAAUACUAUGAAUAUUUUACUACUA